AGCAGAGAGGUGGGGCUACCGUUAAUCGCUCCGCCCCCUUCGUUCCAAGGCCAGCCCCGCUCACCCUAUCAAAAUUGCCCUUUGUAUACGGACAGCCACCUGGGACAAUCUAGGUAGAGACGUCUAAACCUCCAGCCAAUGCAAGCGCAAGAGUCACUUGGGGCGGAGUCGCUUUGAGAUUGACGGAGGGAAAGCCAAUGAGCCCUGGAAGCCUAACGACCCAGCCAAUAGAAGAUGAUAAAGUGCUAGGCCAAGACAUAGCCAAUCAGAUUGGAAAAAAAAACAAAUUCCAGCGAAUAGGAAACAGAGAGUGGGGAGGUAUUGUUUCAUGAAUGAUGUCGCGCUAAAGUUUUGGCUGUCUCGCCAAUGGGAGGUUAAGAGGUGGGAUUACGGAGUGAUUGGCACUACGAAUGGCCAAUGAGCGCGCGUCACAGGAAGCCUGGUGUAUUUUGAGGGGAGGGAACGAGCGGCAGCCGCUGGGGCCAAUGGGGGUGCGGGGUCGGGCGCGGUAGAUUUGAAUCGCGGCGGAGACUGGGCCCAGGGCUCCCUGCUGGAGGCGGACUCGGGCGUGGAGGACUCGCCACUCCUGGUGCCCGCAGCCAUGGGGGCUGCUGAGAGCUUCCCCGCUACACCCACCUCGAAACCCUUCCUCAACAAGCACCUGGCCCACGUCAGCGACCCCCGCUCCCCCACGCCUGGGAUCCUGAGGACUCCCAUUGAGGUGGAGAGCUCCCCUCAGAGAAGCCCCUUGGCUGAGCCCAAGGAAGCGGUGAGGGCAACUGAACAGAUCCAGAGUUGGGACCCUCGCUCUCCAACCCUUGGCAUCUCACGCACCCCUAUGAAGGCUGUGAUGGCUGACACCAUAAAUUGUUUGGUGAAACAGCUCAGCGAGGCCUUUGGGGCAGAGACCAUGGAGCAGGAGUCACUGCUGGAAAAGCCUUUACACCAGGGGCCAAAUCUUGGAGCUGCCUGUGUUCCAGGGGAGGAGACAAAUGGAAAGAACCCUCAGGGGGAAGGCUCUGCCAGGGAUGCGUCUCAGGAAGAGAUCUCAAUGUGGGAUGAGGAGAAGCAGCCACCUUCCAACACUGUAAUGAGACCAGCUCGCUUCACUGACCCACCCCGCACCUCCGGGGGCAAACCCACAAGACGCAAGGCCAGCAACAAAGUCUUGGCAGCCUCUGGUGGUACCGGGCGCUCUCCCCUCAGCAUCCUACAAGAUGACAAUUCCCCGAUUACUCUCACUCCUCGCCAGGGUAAGAGGCACCCAUCACUGGCAGAGAACCUGGGGGAGUGGAAGGAGGUGGCAGCAGAUCCAGGGUGCAGCCUCAAAUCAGGGGGCCGUGCCUGGAAUGAUUUGAACAAGGAGAAUCAACACUGUCGUUUGGUGGAGAAUUAAACGGUUUAAGGGGUCCCCUUUCCCUUGGACUCCUGACAAUAACCUUUUCUUCUAUCUGUGCUUCUGGAAUGGAGCUUUCUAAGGACAAAGGAUCCUGCCCUUUUGGAUAGGGGCACCCUGGGCCUGUAUUCUCUUCUCACCCAAUCUUUUCAGGGGGAGAGGAUGAACAGUACUUCCUUUUCUCUUCCCUAAUUUUAUGCAGAUCUCUUUUCAUGUACAGGCUUCUGUGCUAUGUGGCUGUUGGUCUCUGAAACCUCACUUGCACUGCCUCAAUUUCUAAGCCCAUGCAUGUGGUAAAUAAACACGUUUU
This is a messenger RNA of Chelonoidis abingdonii (Abingdon island giant tortoise), 1706 nucleotides long. It is a transcript of the gene CDCA3, whose product is annotated as cell division cycle associated 3. The record is from RefSeq and is a predicted model, not a curated record. Lineage: Eukaryota; Metazoa; Chordata; Testudines; Testudinidae.